AUGAAGCUCUCAAAGCCAGCCCUCCAGCUUUUGGCGCUUUGCAGCUUGCUGCAGGUGCUGACUUCAACUACUGACCCUACGACCACACUGGAGGCAACCACAACAGCCCUGUCCGAAGUGCUCACCACGUCCUUCGCUUCCACUACGGUCGAGCCUACUACAACAGCUGCUGAAGCCUCCACUACCACAACGUCUAUAUCUCAAGCUCCAAUUAACCUCAUCAUCAACGGUGGAUUUGAGGAUGUGGCGGAUAGGUCGUCAUGGAAGAAGGUCACUCCAGACGGAGACCUACUCGCCGUCAACAAUCUCGUCCAUUCAGGCAACAAAGCUGGUUACUUCAAUGGAGAAGCACCAUCAUCGGUCGAGGCCAGUAUGGGCAUAAAGCAGGACAUAUCCGCAUCAACUCUCGAAGCUGGGAAAUUGUACAAACUAUCAGCCUGGUACAUGCUCCCACAAUCAGGAUGCUUCGGCCUAUUCUUAGCUUGUGGCUACGGAGAGUCAACAUUCGCGCUCAAGACCGAGCUGACGCCGUAUACUAUGACCUACUCUCAGGCAGAGAGGACUUGUUCUUGGACGCAGGACGAGUUGAAUAGAGGGCCUAACGUCCAGGUUGUUGGAGAUUGCUUCCGGGUUCAGUUCUUCCUUGAUGAUGUUGUUUUGGAAGAGGUUGUCUAG
This is a messenger RNA of Fusarium graminearum PH-1, 675 nucleotides long. RefSeq lists its product as uncharacterized. Bases 1 to 675 code for a protein of 224 amino acids. Lineage: Eukaryota; Fungi; Ascomycota; Sordariomycetes; Hypocreales; Nectriaceae. The transcript is spliced from 2 exons. The record is from RefSeq and is a predicted model, not a curated record.